CCGUCGCGUCGGCAACAGAGCGGUCACGAGGACUCCCUCUAUGGCGUGCGGCUUCGCGCAGGAGGAGCGGCGCCGCGUCGGCGACGACGCUGACGGCGGCGGCACCUCGGACGGAUGGCGGGCGGUGUGUGUGCUCUCUGAUCCCGACGCGGCGGCACAGCGGCUGCAGCAGCGGAAGAAGCAGAUCGAGUACGGCAAGGACACGCCGGAGUACGCCGCGUACCUCCGCGCCGUGCCCAAGGAGCAGCGAGGGCGCGAUCACCCGCGCACGCCCGACAUCACCGAGAGCGUCUCCAAGCGCUGCUUUGACGGCCGGGUCAAGGCGUGGAGGCGAGCGCUGCACGGGUGGGCCGAGGCGCAGGCCGAGGCGCAGGCCACCGCCUCGGCGGAAACUGUGCUCGCGGACGAGCUCGAGGCGGAGCCGGGGUGUCCCGCCGCGAGUGGCGCCCGUGCAGGAGCGUCGGCAGGCGUGGCCGCCGUGGGAGGGGCGGCGGCGGCGCCCUCCUCCUUCCUGGCGCAUGCGACGACCCGUUCUUGGCCGCUAGAUGGAUGGGAGCGGUCAGUAGAUGGCUGGUAGAGGCGCGCCUCGCUUCCUGUCUGUGAGUCUUUGUUCAACAGUCGUCCUGGAUCGCCAAGGUGGGGGUAAAUCCAGAUGCAAGACUCACGUGUCACGAUGUGUUUU
Messenger RNA from Emiliania huxleyi CCMP1516, 682 nucleotides. RefSeq lists its product as hypothetical. Lineage: Eukaryota; Haptophyta; Isochrysidales; Noelaerhabdaceae. Gene Ontology annotation, cellular component: histone pre-mRNA 3'end processing complex; cytoplasm. Gene Ontology annotation, biological process: mRNA 3'-end processing by stem-loop binding and cleavage; mRNA transport. The coding region runs from base 41 to 577 and encodes 178 amino acids. The transcript has 2 exons. The record is from RefSeq and is a predicted model, not a curated record. Gene Ontology annotation, molecular function: histone pre-mRNA stem-loop binding; mRNA binding.